CGAGCCAUGGCAGUCGACAACGGGCCUGCCCGGUAGCGGUUCUGCAGCGCCUGAACGACCCCGAGCAAGCCUGCGGCUGCGUCAAGGGCCCGCCGCUGUUAUACAUAGCAUCCUACCGCCGCCUCUCCCCUUCUAUCCUCCUCCCUUGGCCCUUCUCCAUCUCAGGGCUGCCCUGCCCUCGUCCACCGGCCAUUGCCCGUCCACGCGUCGGCUCCUCUGGACCACCAGUGCCUAUGCUACAUCCAUUCCCGGCCCCGCUACAAGGCCUGUGAGACGACAUGUUCCACACUUUCCAGUCAUCCACCGGCAUGCGCUCUCCCAGCGCCGAGGACAGCGUGGCAGGCAAGCCCACCCGGAGCACAGGCUCGCGCCGGAUAUCCACGAGCAACGCCUGUGUCGAGUGUAGGCGGCGGAAGAUCCGCUGUGAUGGCACCCAGCCAUGCGGCCAGUGUCAGUGGUACCAGCAUCCCGAGGCAUGCGGGUACUCGAAGCCUGCACAGAGGGUGAUUCCCAGCCGGAAACUGGUCGACAAACUCUCGACCAACAUCGAGCAGUACAAGACCAUCCUCACCAAACUGUACCCUUCCAAGUCUCUGGACCAGAUUGAAUCUCUUGUCUCGAUGCCGCGCGAAGAGCUGUUGGAGCUGGCCUUGUCGUCUCCAGGUGCCGCGCAGACGACUCCCUCCCCGACCGUGGAGAACCACUCCAUCUCGGAGCUCAGCCACGGCUCAGGCGGAGCCGAAAGCCUCGAGGCACUCGAGCAGGCUCCUCCCCAGGACCCGUUUUGGGACGAAGCCCGGAAGCACCAGCUCCGCGUGCAAGGGGUCUCUGACGACGUGAACGGGCUCUCUUUAUCGGUUGACAGACUCUCCUCCUACGUGGGGAUUUCAUCCAUUACAGCAGCGCUCAAAGUCAUCGUGCGAUGUGCGCCCCAUGCACGACCCCUGAUUUUCCAGAGCAACCACGAGACGGUCCUGCCCAGUAGAGCCAAUUCUCCCGCCCCGGAGCUCGCAGACAACAGGCCAGACGCUUUGCCUCCACCAGCUCAGGGGCAGGCCUUGAUUGAGAGCUAUUUCGAGCGUGUGCACCCGUUCUUUCCCAUGAUUGAAGAGCGAAAAUUUUGGUCCAACUACCUGCUAGGUGACCGGAGAGACGCACCAUGGCUAGCACUGCUCAACAUCGUCUUCGCCUUGGGAUCGUUAGCAUCUUCGACAGCGAGCAAUGAGGCUCACUAUGUCUACUUCAAUCGAUCGCGGCGGCAUCUUUCGUUCGAAUCUUUUGGCAGCGGCAAUCUAGAGGUCCUGCAAGCACUCGCGAUCAUGAGUGGGUACUACAUGCAUUAUCUGAACCGACCGAACGAAGCACAUUCGCUCAUGGGCGGGGUACUUCGGAUGGCAACGGCGCUGGGGCUACAUAGGGAGUACUCGGAUAGAUCAGCGCACGACAACAACCACUUGCUCAACGUCCUGGGACAUGGCGAUGGAGACACAGUGUCACCUGAAAACCGAAGGCGUAUAUGGUGGAGUCUAUUCUGUCUUGAUGCUUGGGCGUCGACUACCACUGGGCGGCCAUCUCUGGGGCGCAUGGGACCGUCCAUCACGGUGUUGCGGCCUGGUACGGCCAAUAACUCAGGUAUCCUCCCGCAACCGAACAGCCCACAGUACCUCGAAUAUCUCAAAGUACUACCGCUGAUCCAUGCCUCCGAAUUCUGUACCAUAGCCACAAAGAUCCAAGACCGCCUCGUCGAGUCACCACUCCUCUCGCACACAGAGACAGCCGCCUACGACGCCGAAAUCAUCAAAUGGCAUGACGAGCUGCCCCCCAUUCUCUCGAACCCAAACGAAUCCUGCCCAGACUUCCUCCGCCGCGUCCGCCUCGUCAUGAAGUGGCGCUUCCAGAAUCUCCGUAUAGUGCUGCACCGCCCGGCCCUGCUUGUCUCCGCCCUCCGUCGCUGCCCGCUCCACGCCCUCUCCGCGGAGGAAAAAGUAAUCGUCAGUAAGUGCCGUAUCGUCGCGGCCAAGACCAUCGACGACAUCUCAGCCGAGUGCUGCCCGGACCUCAUCUCAGGCUGGAACGCCGUCUGGUUCACCUUCCAGGCGUGCAUGGUGCCCCUGGUCAGCCUCUUCAGCGAUGCGAGCGUGCCCGAGGAGACGGCACGGUGGUGCGCGAGCAUCGAAACGGCGCUCGAAUUUUUCGCGCGUAGCAAACCCUGGAGCAUCGCCGCCAAGCGCAGCCUCGAUGCCGUCAGCAGGCUCUACAACGCGUACAAGAUGCAGUCGCAAUUCUCAGCGCAGGCGCUGCACAACCAGAACGGUAUCCCCCCGUUCGCACAAGACCAUCUGCAGGUGCAGGCCCUGGGCCACAGCCACCACGCAGCAGGCUUCGCGUACGGCGGCGCCCCGGGUGUCCCCGUCCCAGACUACGGCUUCGCGCUCAACCCGGAUACCAUGGGCGGCGGCGGUUGGGUGCGCGACCCCAGCGUCAACGCCAGUACCCUCGGCGACGGCACCCUUAGCGGCUUCUGGGACGACAUGGUCUGGGACACAAACCUGCCGGACAUGCUCGAGGCGCCGUUCGGCGUAGGCAUGGCGGCUGACUACGAUGUGUGGCAGGGGGCGGCGCAGGAUACGGGCGCGCCGUGCUGGAUGCAGGGGAAUUGAAGGGAAGGCUGCUCGAAUCGACCGCCAUAGGCGAGCAAUGCACGAGGACAUACGUACACGACAUGGCGAGGCAAUCGGUGAGGGUAGAGCCAGAGUGGAGUCGCGGGACCGGCCGCUGGGGGCGGCAACGCGCGAGACAAACGUCAGAUUUCGGGAGGAUCACUCGGGACUCGCAGCGCAUCGAUCGCGGCGGGCGGACGUGGGCGUGCUCGCGAUCAUUGGGGCCCUCGG
Paraphaeosphaeria sporulosa is the source of this 2891-nucleotide messenger RNA. RefSeq lists its product as uncharacterized. Gene Ontology annotation, cellular component: nucleus. The transcript is spliced from 3 exons. The record is from RefSeq and is a predicted model, not a curated record. Bases 279 to 2660 code for a protein of 793 amino acids. Lineage: Eukaryota; Fungi; Ascomycota; Dothideomycetes; Pleosporales; Didymosphaeriaceae. Gene Ontology annotation, molecular function: RNA polymerase II cis-regulatory region sequence-specific DNA binding; zinc ion binding; DNA-binding transcription factor activity, RNA polymerase II-specific. Gene Ontology annotation, biological process: positive regulation of transcription from RNA polymerase II promoter by galactose; DNA-templated transcription.